CGCUGCCCUCCGCCACCGUUCGCUCCGUCGGACCUGCCCUUGUCUGCGUCGCCCUCGUGCGAGGAAGGAGGGGGCGCAGCAGCGACGACCCUUGCUGCCCUCGCGUGAGCAAGGGCGCAGGCGGCCUCCGCUAUCGGCCGCGGGAGAGGGAUUCGCACUUCUUAUAAUAUUUAUAAUUUGAGGAGGUCAUAUGUGAUAUUAUCAUCCCAUAGGGUUGUAUAGGUAUAUUUGCCAAACCUAGGGUUUUAGGCGGCUCUGCUCCGUCGCGCUAAGUUUGACGAUCUCAAGGAGAACCCUAAUAACCCCAUUUAGGGUUCUUCCUCAUCUCGGUUACCCUCUCCACAAUGUCGUCACUGAAGAGAAAAGCCCUUGAGGAUUCCAAUCCGGAGUUCGUGCCACCCUCUAAAUCACCCAGGGAAGCGGCGGUGGUCCGCCUCGACGAGCCGGUGGCGUGCCUCCAUGACGUCUCCUACCCCGAUGGCUACGCGGCCCCGACGCGGCCCCGCCCUGCCUCCGAGAAUUCGAAGACUCCGGCCAGAGAGUUCCCUUUCGAGCUCGACCCCUUCCAGUUGGAAGCCAUCAAGUGCCUGGACAGUGGUGAAUCCGUCAUGGUCUCGGCACAUACAUCAGCAGGGAAGACAGUCGUUGCAUUGUAUGCAAUUGCCAUGUCUUUGCGAGAUCAGCAACGCGUCAUCUAUACCUCACCCAUCAAGGCCCUCAGCAACCAAAAGUACAGGGAAUUUAAAGAAGAGUUUUCAGAUGUUGGUCUCAUGACUGGGGAUGUAACCAUAGAACCUAAUGCCUCUUGCUUGGUUAUGACCACUGAAAUUUGGCGUAGUAUGCAGUAUAAAGGAUCAGAAAUUAUGCGGGAGGUGGCUUGGGUUAUUUUUGAUGAAGUCCACUACAUGCGUGAUAGAGAGCGAGGUGUAGUAUGGGAAGAAAGCAUUGUUAUGGCUCCUAAGAACUCACGUUUUGUGUUUCUCUCUGCUACGGUUCCUAAUGCUAAGGAGUUUGCAGAUUGGGUUGCAAAGGUUCAUCGAAAACCAUGCCAUAUAGUUUAUACAGAUUAUCGACCUACACCACUUCAGCACUACAUUUUUCCUUCUGGGGGCAAUGGCCUAUAUUUGGUAGUGGAUGAGAAGGGAAAGUUUAGAGAGGACAGUUUUCAGAAAGCUUUGAAUGCCCUUGUUCCAGCUGAGGAGAACAAACGUGAUAAUGGAAAAUGGCAGAAGGCUUUAUUAGCUGGUAAGCCUCGUGAGGAAAGUGACAUAUUUAAGAUGGUGAAGAUGAUAAUUCAGCGCCAAUAUGAUCCUGUUAUACUUUUCAGCUUUAGCAAAAGGGAAUGUGAGUUUCUUGCAAUGCAGAUGGCAAAGUUGGACUUAAAUGAAGAAGAUGAAAAAGUGAAUAUUGAAACAAUAUUUUGGAGUGCCAUGGAUAUACUUUCUGAUGAUGACAAGAAGUUACCUCAGGUAUCAAAUAUGCUGCCCUUGUUAAAACGUGGAAUUGGUGUACAUCAUUCUGGUCUACUUCCAAUUCUGAAAGAAGUGAUUGAAAUACUUUUUCAAGAGGGUCUCAUCAAGUGUUUAUUUGCAACAGAAACCUUCAGCAUUGGUUUGAACAUGCCUGCAAAGACUGUAGUAUUUACAAAUGUACGCAAAUUUGAUGGUGAUAAAUUUCGAUGGAUAUCAAGUGGUGAGUAUAUUCAAAUGAGUGGACGUGCUGGCCGUCGAGGCAUAGAUCAGCGUGGCAUCUGUAUUUUAAUGGUGGAUGAAAAAAUGGAGCCAUCCACUGCUAAAUUAAUGGUUAAAGGAAGUGCUGAUAGUUUAAACAGUGCCUUCCACUUAAGCUACAACAUGCUGUUGAAUCAAAUAAGGUGUGAAGAUGGUGACCCGGAAAAACUUCUUCGAAAUUCAUUCUACCAAUUUCAAUCUGAUCAAUCUCUUCCUGAUCUUGAGAAACAAUUAAAGGAAUUAAAAAUGGAGAGAGAUUCUAUGGUUAUUGAAGAGGAGGAGAGCUUGAAGGACUAUUAUAAUCUAUUACAGCAGUACCGAAGCUUAAAGAACGAUGUCCGUGAUAUUGUAUUCUCCCCGAAGUACUGUUUGCCGUUCUUGCAGCCUGGCCGGCUUGCUAGAAUCCGUAUAGUUGGUGAUGACAAGAUGCCAUCUUUCUCCGGCGAGGAACAGGUUACGUGGGGAGUAAUAAUUAGCUUUGAGAGGGUAAAAGGCUCAGCUGAAGAUAGAAGACCUGAGGAUGCUAAUUACACAUGUGAUGUCCUCACAAGAUGUGUCGUGAAUAAGGAAGGAAUGAAGAAAACAACGAAGAUUGUUCCUUUAAAUGAACGCGGAGAACCUGUUGUUGUUUCGUUGCCUCUCUCUCAGGUUGAUAGUUUAAGCAGUAUCCGUCUUUUCAUUCCAAAGGAUCUCUUGCCACUAGAAGCUCGGGAGAAUACUCUGAAGAAGGUUUCAGAAGUUCUUUUAAGAUUUGCCAAAGAUGGGAUACCUCUUUUAGAUCCUGAGGAGGAUAUGAAAGUACAAUCAAAUUCGUAUAGAAAAGCUAUUAGAAGGAUUGAGGCUAUCGAAAGCUUAUUCCUCAAGCAUGAAAUCAGAAACUCACUGCUUAUUGAACAAAAACUGAAGGUUUUUCAUUCUAAGCAAGAUUUGACAGCCAGAAUCAAGUCGAUAAGGAAAGCAUUGCAAACUUCAACAGCACUUGCCUUCAAAGACGAGCUUAAAGCAAGGAAACGGGUUCUCCGUAGACUGGGAUAUAUUACCAGUGAGGAUGUUGUGGAGCUGAAGGGCAAGGUAGCCUGUGAGAUAAGCAGUGCUGAUGAACUAACACUAACUGAACUUAUGUUUAGCGGGAUACUGAAAGAUGCCAAUUUGGAGGAGAUGGUAGCCCUGCUUUCGUGUUUUGUCUGGCAGGAGAAGCUGCAAGAUGCCCCUAAGCCAAGGGAAGGGCUUGACCUGCUUUAUUCUCAGCUGCAAGAAAUAGCAAGAAGGGUUGCCAAUGUUCAACUUGAAUGCAAGAUCCAAAUCGACGUCGAGAAUUUUGUCAACGCUUUUCGUCCAGACAUCAUGGAAGCUGUCUAUUCAUGGGCCAAAGGAUCAAAAUUUUAUCAGAUCAUGGAAGUAGCUCAAGUUUUCGAAGGUAGCUUAAUCAGGGCUAUUAAAAGGCUGGAGGAAGUUCUGCAACAGCUAAUUCUGGCAGCAAAAUCUAUCGGAGAAAUUGAAUUAGAAUCCAAAUUCGAAGAGGCUGUUACAAAAAUUAAGCGAGACAUUGUGUUUGCUGCAUCUCUAUAUUUGUAGUAGGAAAAGCAGACUGAUGCAGCAUGUACUAAUGCUUAUUAUGUGGGUUGAGCAGUUGGUUUCAUUGGUUUCCAAAACGAUCAUUGUACAGAAUGAGACAUUUCAAGGUUGAAAUGGAUGGGAGAGGAAGAGGAGCCACCGCAGGUUCAGUUUUGACCCUAUCAAACAUAACGAAAAAGUGAAUUUUAUUAUUGUAAUUUCAGUGAUGAUUGGAAGUCUUUUUUUUUUC
Molecule: messenger RNA, 3534 nt
Organism: Musa acuminata AAA Group (dessert banana)
Lineage: Eukaryota; Viridiplantae; Streptophyta; Magnoliopsida; Zingiberales; Musaceae
Product: DExH-box ATP-dependent RNA helicase DExH9
Exons: 14
Coding region: 345-3305 (986 amino acids)
Biological process (GO): maturation of 5.8S rRNA; RNA catabolic process
Cellular component (GO): nucleus
Molecular function (GO): RNA helicase activity; ATP binding; RNA binding
Source: RefSeq, a predicted model, not a curated record